Neoarius graeffei (lesser salmon catfish) is the source of this 1038-nucleotide messenger RNA. RefSeq lists its product as uncharacterized. Gene Ontology annotation, molecular function: nucleic acid binding; RNA-DNA hybrid ribonuclease activity. The transcript is spliced from 2 exons. The coding region runs from base 14 to 718 and encodes 234 amino acids. Lineage: Eukaryota; Metazoa; Chordata; Actinopteri; Siluriformes; Ariidae. The record is from RefSeq and is a predicted model, not a curated record.
AGCACGGGGGGGCAUGCGACCUUGCGCGUUUCUGUCUAAAACUCUUGACGCUGUGGCACAAGGGCUUCCUGGCUGUCUUAGGGCUGUUGCUGCGUGUGCUCUCAUGGUCACGGACGCUGAAAAACUUGUUUUGUCGCAUCCGCUCAUUUUACACACUUCACAUGAUGUCGUGUACAUUCUGCGGAAUCUUAGCACUCAGCAUUUGUCUGCUCAGCGUCGCUCUGGCUAUGAGUUUAUUCUUUUGGCCACAGAGCAUCUCACUGUUAAGCCCUCCUCGUCGUUUGAUUCUGUCGCCCACGCUCUUCAGCGUCUUCUUAACUCACAGGAUGACGAUGUUGCGUUUGACUCACAUGACUGUCUUUCUAAUAUCGUUUUUGAAACUAGCAUCCGCCCAGAUUUACACUCCACCCCUCUUUCCACAGGCGAUUCUCUUUUUGUAGAUGGUUCCUGUUCCCGCCCUGCGGAUGGUGUGUUCCUGUGUGGUUACUCUGUUUGUCGCCUCCCUGAUGAAAUUGUUGAAGCUCAUUCUUUGCCUUUUUCUUCUGCUCAGGCUGCGGAGCUCUAUGCUUUGACUCGCGCGUGUAUUUUGGCUCAAGACACAGACGUUACUAUUUACACCGACUCACGCUACGCUUUCGGCGUGGCGCACGACUUCGGCCGCAUUUGGGCGUCUCGGGGGUUUACGACAGCCGACGAAAGUUGCUGUGACAAUAGCUGACGGCCUUUUCAGGGAUCCCCUUCCAGCAUCUGGAGCAAUCCAGUUUCGGCUGAUCUACAAAGAGGGGAUGGUUGGUGAGUCUUGCAAAGUUCUGGGCUGAAGAGUCUGAAAAGCACGGGAGCCUGUGACAUUUUUCGCCGUCUGCACCCUGUGAGCAUUAGAGAACAAAGUCAGUGACCAGUAUGACUUUCUUCAUCAUCGUGCUGAUCUCAACGCUUGGGGCAGGGUUACCCGCACAAGCAAUACACCGGGACCCAAGGGAUAACGAGUUUUGGAAAUAUAUAAACUUCACUGUAAAAACAUCAAUGAAUAUGAGUAAA